Molecule: messenger RNA, 615 nt
Organism: Limulus polyphemus (Atlantic horseshoe crab)
Lineage: Eukaryota; Metazoa; Arthropoda; Merostomata; Xiphosura; Limulidae
Product: brain-specific homeobox protein homolog
Exons: 3
Coding region: 1-615 (204 amino acids)
Biological process (GO): regulation of DNA-templated transcription
Molecular function (GO): DNA-binding transcription factor activity, RNA polymerase II-specific; DNA binding
Source: RefSeq, a predicted model, not a curated record
AUGGCCCACUCUCAACAUCGGCGUCCAUCCUUUCUCAUCGAUGACAUCCUAACUCCGAAGCCGCACGUUCCCCAUGCCUUUACGGGAAGUUCCCAAAUUACUUCCAUCCCUGCAUCAGUUCCCACGUGUCCUUUGUACGCCGCGCCGUACUUCUCGCCAACAACUGCCGCAACCUGCCACUAUCUCGGCAAGGCUCUAGAGCACAGUCCCUUGAUUUUUUCCGCUGCAGGCUUGCCGUUCCAUGCUCUGUUGACUACGGAACCCUCUUCCAAGGCUUGUCGACGCCGUAAGGCCCGCACCGUUUUCAGCGACCAACAACUUCACGGGCUGGAGAAGCGUUUCGAGGCUCAGCGGUACUUGUCAACUCCGGAACGGUUGGAACUCGCGACGGCCCUCAGUUUAUCUGAAACACAGGUGAAAACGUGGUUCCAAAACCGUCGAAUGAAACACAAGAAACAGUUACGGAAGUUGAAUGAAGAGCAUAAUGCACACGAGGUUCGUGAAACCGGCCGUCUUAGCAGUACGAGCCCUCAGGAGGAAACAAGCAACAGCGGGGAUUACGACUCAAUGAUGGCAGAACCAGAAGUAGACGUUGUUGGUGACCAAGACCAUUGA